Messenger RNA from Arabidopsis lyrata subsp. lyrata, 1489 nucleotides. RefSeq lists its product as uncharacterized. Gene Ontology annotation, cellular component: chloroplast. Lineage: Eukaryota; Viridiplantae; Streptophyta; Magnoliopsida; Brassicales; Brassicaceae. The record is from RefSeq and is a predicted model, not a curated record. The transcript is spliced from 5 exons. The coding region runs from base 18 to 1358 and encodes 446 amino acids.
UAUCAUUUUGUGGUCUAAUGCUUCCACUAGUGACCUCAUCAAUGGAAGCUUCACUCCCAACACAAACUUUCAGAUGUCUCUAUAACUUGAGAUUCUACCAAACUUUGACGAGAAAUAUCAGCACGUCUUCGUGGUUCUGGUUCAAAAGUCUCAAGUCUCAAGUCUCAACCUUUGAAUCGUCGUUUCCUUCUUUCUCGCUUACCAGAUCUUCGAAAAAUCCUAACUUUUUGGAUUAUUUCACUUCCAUGGCUGCUUCAGCUGCAUUCUCCAUUUCAUCACCACCUUUCGUACCCUUUUCCUGCAAAACUCGCAGACCAUUUCUCUUGCUUACUCCAAAAUAUCCCAAACUUGUUUCGGUGCGAGCUUCUGUGCCCUCGAUCUCCAUCGAUGACAAAUCGCCAGUCCAAACUAAGACAAGCACUUGGCAAUGGAAGUUCAAGGGUAAUUCGAUCGGUAUAUACUAUGAAGAGCAUGGGAGGGAGAAGUGUGAAUCAGCUAAGAAUAUCCUAAUGAUACCAACAAUAUCCGAUGUUAGCACCGUUGAGGAGUGGAGAUCUGUGGCUAAAGACAUUGUGCAGCGCGAUGGGGAAGUCAACUGGCGAGCAACUAUUGUAGAUUGGCCCGGUCUUGGUUAUUCUGCCAGACCGAAGAUGGAUUAUGACACAGAUGUCAUGGAGAAGUUUGUGGUCGACUUCAUGAACUCACCUGAGAGCCCAAUGAGCCAGUCAGGUAAUGAUGAUCUAGUGAUCAUGGGAGGAGGGCAUGCGGCAACACUAGCAAUCCGUGCUACCCAACGUGGGCUACUAAAACCAUCAGCCAUUGCUGCUGUCGCACCUACAUGGGCUGGACCUCUCCCUAUUGUCUUUGGCCGUGAUUCUUCCAUGGUGUCGAGGUAUGGUAUGCUAAGAGGAACUCUAAGAGCACCUGGAGUUGGUUGGAUGAUGUACAACAUGUUGGUGAGCAACGAGAAGUCUAUCGAGUCUCAGUACAAAUCCCAUGUUUAUGCCGACCAAACCAACGUGACCGAUGCCAUAAUCCAAAGCAGAUACGAGUUAACAAAGCAGAAGGGAUCACGCUACGUCCCUGCAGCUUUUCUGACUGGUUUACUCGACCCGGUUUCAUCACGGGAGGAAUUUCUCCAACUGUUUGCUGAUUUGGAAGGGAAAUUACCGGUAAUGGUUAUGUCAACAAAAGGAGCUCCAAAAAGAUCGAAAGCAGAAAUGGAAGCAUUAAGAGGAGCCAAAGGAGUAAGCAAAUUCGUGGAAGUUGAAGGUGCACUCUUACCUCAAGAAGAGUAUCCUUCUCUUGUUGCUCAAGAGCUCUACAACUUCUUGCAAGAGACUUUUGCUAAAUGUUAGAUAGACGUAUACAGACAGGCCCAGGAAAUGUGGGCGCAGGCCCAUAGAGUGUUCAUUGUUUGUUGAACUCUACAUUUUUUUUUUAUCGUCUGGAUUUAUUAUUUAUUAUACAUUAUGAGAAAUAUUAUAUA